AUGUUGGUGUUGUUAGUUGCAGAAAGGACUGAGAAGCAGAAGGAGCUCGAGGUGAGACGACUAAACAUCCAGCAGAGAAUCCAGGAGCGAGAGAAAGAUGUGAAGCUGCUUCAACAGGAGGUGGAGGCCAUCAAUGGCUCUGCUGAUAAAGCAGUGGAGGACAGUGAGAAGAUGUUCACUGAGCUGAUCCGUCUCAUCCAGAAAAGAAGCUCUGAUGUGAAGCAGCAGGUCAGAUCCCAGCAGGAAACUGAAGUGAGUCGAGUCAAAGAGCUUCAGGAGAAGCUGGAGCAGGAGAUCGCUGAGCUGAAGAGGAAAGACGGCGAGCUGGAGCAGCUCUCACACACAGAGGAUCACAACCAGUUUCUACACAACUACCCCUCACUGUCAGCACUCAGUGAGUCUACACACUCAUCCAGCAUCAAUAUUCAUCCUCUGAGCUACUUUGAGGAUGUGACAGCAGCUGUGUCAGAGACCAGAGAUAAACUACAGGACAUUCUGAGGGAGGAAUGGACAAACAUCUCACUGACAGUCACUGAAGAGGAUGUUUUACUGUCACCACAAGAGCCAAAGACCAGAGCUGGAUUCUUAAAAUAUUCAUAUGAAAUCACACUGGAUCCAAACACAGCACACAGAGAAUUGUUAUUAUCUGAAGGGAACAGAAAAGUGACAUUAAUGAGACAAAAACAGACUUACUCUAAUCAUCCAGACAGAUUCACUGAUUAUUAUCAAGUCCUGAGUAGAGAGAGUCUGACUGGACGUUGUUACUGGGAGGUGGAGUGGCGAGGGGGUGGAGUUGAUGCAGCAGUCGCAUACAAGAAUAUUAGCAGAGCAGGAGAGUCAGAUGAAUGUGGAUUUGGAUUUAAUGACAAGUCUUGGUUAUUGAGCUGUGACAGAAAAAGUUGCAAAUUUUUGUACAAGAAAGUCCACACUGACCUCUCAGGUCCUCGGUCCUCCAGAGUAGGAGUGUACCUGGAUCACAGAGCAGGUAUUCUGUCUUUCUACAGCGUCUCUGAAACCAUGACUCUCCUCCACAGAGUCCAGACCACAUUCACUCAGCCGCUCUAUGCUGGACUUGGUCUUUUUAUUGAUCAUGGAGACACUGCAGAGAUAUUAAACUGAAAUAGACAGAAGUCACUAAGGGACAGUUAGUUCCUGUUUCUUUGGUCUCCAUCAUUGUUGUCAACAGUGAUGGAGAUUUUGAAAAGAGGUCAGAGUGGCACCAGAAGGUUUUUCUAAAGUAAAUUCUGCUAGACCGAAAACAAUUUCUAAUUAGCUUGUAUGGAGAAGAUCAUAAAAUCUAAUAAAAAUGAACAAACAUUAAUGAACCACAGUUUUUAUAUCAAGAAGACACUAGUAUUAUAAAUAUAAUUGUUUUAUUAUGAAUAGUAUUGUUUAAGCUCACAGAUCAAAUGUUACACUCUGAAUAAGACUUUUAAUUUCAGUCCUUCCAGAACACAAAGUCACACGUAUUCUACUAGAGAAGAUGUGGAUUUUAUAGAAACUCAAUUUUGAAGACUUGCUUAAUGUAAACCCUCCUGUGUGAAGUUUGGUACAUGUUUGAACUGAUACAUGCUGAUUUUCUCUCUUUUUUUGUUGUUAAUUUUUGUGUUUUAACACAGAGGAGUUAAUUGGUUAUUUGAAGAAAUAUUGAAAUGAAAAUCUUGAUUUGAAUCAUCUGCUGCUGUGGCGUAUGUAACUCAUUACUGGUAUUUUUUUUUUAUAUAUCAGGUGUGGCUAUAACUCAGACUUUCUGCUGGUCUGUUUUCUGUGUUCUUAUCCCUAACCUUAACCACAACCUUAAUCAUGUUAGAUAGUGUUUUCCAAAGCGAUUCAUUAUUUAAAAAAAAAAAAAAAAAGUAAAAUAAAUGUACAUGUGUAGAUUCAGUCCAAAUGAUUCUCAUGUUCUCUCCUGUUUCUGAACGCAUAAUAUAGAGACGUGUUGAGUGGCCGAAAGCGUAACAUACCAACGAUUUGUCUCAUAGCGUAGUAUGUUACAUUUUGGGAUGAGAACAUGUUGGAAAAACCAGCAGAAGCCACAAUGUAGUGUUUCUGACAUGUGAUCGGGUGAGCAGCCUACAGCCCGCCUCCAAAGUCUCCCAGUGAUUACGCAGAUGAGAAAACUGAUGUGUUUGUCAGAGAGUACAAAGGUGUUCAACCAUGAACUCAGCACAACAAGUGAAACACACACACACACACACACACACACACACACACACACACUCUAAAACCUGAUCUGACUCAUGCAGAUGAUUCAGUAUCUUUCUGUGUCCUUCCUGUUUAGCUGCUUUUGGACGUAUCCUGAUUCUCUUUCUCUGCUUUGGUUAAGCAAACAGGUUUGAUUCGUUGGUCAUGAGUGACGUGUUUAGCAAAAACAAACAAAAAUAUGUUGUUGGAGAUUGUCCCUCAUUUACAAAUUUCCUCUGGCUGCAGAAGUUGAAGGAGAGACUGUCACUGCGUGCUUGUAUGAUUUUUUUUUUUCGCCAGAUGACCGUUAUAUCCAGGACUUUUAUGGUUACAGUAGUUGCUUUAUCUUAUCAUAGAUAGAUUUGUUUGGUUGUAGUUCCAGUGUCAACAGUAGUAGCAGAUGUUACUAUAUUUGAAAUGAUUAACUUAGCUGCAGAAGUUGCUGUGGUUUUAGGCUUGUUUAGUUACAGUCACUCUUUGCUGCUGGUGUGGCUGUAGUUUUAGUUCUAAAUUUAGUUGCAGUAGUUCUUGUGUCAUAUAGCAGAUGUUGUUAUACUUGGAGUAGCAGAGUUGCAGACAUUGCUAUGACUAAUAGCAGAUAUCGCUGCAGUCUCCUUCCUUCAUUUGUUACAGAAUUAUCCAUGCUUUCCUUUACUAGCUUUACUUCCUUUACAAAUUUACUAGCAUCAGUUAUAUUUUCAGCCACUGAUUUAAUUCCUGAAGUCAACAUGCUUUCCUGCAGAUGAUACUGUAGUUUCAGUCAUUCAUUACAGGAGAUGUUGUAGUCUGAGGUUUGUUUAGUUGCAAAAGUAGACAAUACUUAUAGCAGCUAUUGUUUCAUUGAUCCGUUAAGUUACAGAAUUCUUCAUUGUUUUCUGCUGAUGUUCUUAUAGUUUUAGUCACUGGUUGAGUUGCAGAAGCAGCCAUUCUUUUCUGCAGAUGUUGUGGUAUCCGUCUGUCCUUCCUUCCUUCCUUCCUUCCUUCCUCUUCCGCUUAUCCAGGCCUAAACAGAGAAACCCAGACCUCCUUCUCCCUAACCACCUCCUCCAACUUGUCCAGGGGGACACCAAGGUGUUCCCAGGCCACUCUCCAGUGUGUCCUGGGUCUGCCCCAGGGCCUCCUCUCGGUAGGACAUGCUGGGAACCAACACGUUCUCACUCCCAACUCGUCAAACGUGUGACGCAUGGUCAGGCUCCCUCUGCUUCACUUAUGGACGCGCAGGGUACCCCCUCGCGUCGGGAAUUGACGUGAAGGGUCCUCCGAUUGAAUACUAUACUGCUCCUUAAACGUUGUAUAUUGACGACAAGAGAUUGCCGCGGAAGUGCCUGUUGUCGGUAUAUUUAGACAUUUUCCAAAUCACAUUGUAACGACCUAUACUGAACACAAUAAAUUAUAUAAUGCAGGCAACUAUCUGAGAGAAAAUUACUGCAGCUAAAACUAAUUACAGGCUGUUAUUUUUGUAUCGGUUAUUGCAUUGAUGGAGUGAGUGAUGUAUGCUGGGUAAUGGCACAGCUAGCGAUUGGGUGAAUUUAUUGCACCGGUUUUAUAAACUGUUCUACAAUCCUUUUCAUAUUUGGAAGUCCAUUUACAUUUUUAACCUGUCGAUCAUUCUGCUACAGCUGUAACAUAUCUUCUCCAACUCCUCUGAAUACAUGCAGUCAUUUUACCGUCUGCUUUGGCUAAUCACGCUUUUAUGUAUUAAAUAAAAUAAAAUUAAACAAAUAAAAAAGAACAGCUUUUUUAUUAGGCAAAAACAUUUUCAGUGCUGUUAAAGAAUUCACAGCGACUCACUUGUUUAUUUUUGAGAAAGUUUAUUUUUUUAUCAUAUUAGAUGAGCGGCAGUGACGUCACCGUACUCGAUCGUACCACAGCAUGCAUUUUGUCCUGUCUUCCUCAACU
Molecule: messenger RNA, 4083 nt
Organism: Oreochromis niloticus (Nile tilapia)
Lineage: Eukaryota; Metazoa; Chordata; Actinopteri; Cichliformes; Cichlidae
Product: tripartite motif-containing protein 16-like
Exons: 3
Coding region: 1-1119 (372 amino acids)
Molecular function (GO): protein binding
Source: RefSeq, a predicted model, not a curated record